Messenger RNA from Pelodiscus sinensis (Chinese soft-shelled turtle), 5720 nucleotides. NCBI's taxonomy places the organism in Eukaryota, Metazoa, Chordata, Testudines, Trionychidae. The record is from RefSeq and is a predicted model, not a curated record.
GUUCAGUGAAUAACGCUCCAGAGCAGUUACAGAAUUUUUUAACCUGGAGGACUGCCUUACAUACCCAAGAGCCAGCUCCCACCGAAACACUGAGUUACUUCAGUUAGCACAUUGUACCUCCUUAAAAUGAGCUUUCACAAAUAGGCUGCGAUCUAACUACUUUUGUGAGCAGAAAUUCAGACCUAUGACAUAAUAUUAACACCUCCCUGGUUCAUCAAGAGAGCUGGAAUCUGUAGAUUGACUGCACAGACUUCUGCUACUGAAGUUAAUGGAGUAAACUGGAGGAUAGGACACUUUGUCAAAGGGACUCUCAGAUAUUUGAGGUCAGCAGAAGAACGAGAACAAAUACAGUUGGAACUAGUAAUGCAGAUUUUCCCUUGGCUGAUCCCGGAAUGUACCAGUUGGACGUUACAUUACAAAGGGGUCAAAAUUUAGCAGCACGGGAUCGUGGAGGGAGCAGUGAUCCAUAUGUCAAGUUUAAAAUUGGAGGAAAAGAAGUGUUUAGAAGUAAAACUAUACACAAGAACCUCAAUCCUGUGUGGGAGGAAAAAACUUGCAUUCUUAUUGAUCAUCUGAGAGAACCAUUGUAUAUAAAGGUCUUUGACUAUGAUUUUGGUCUUCAAGAUGACUUUAUUGGUUCAGCCUUCUUGGAUCUCACUUCACUAGAAUUAAACAGACCAACAGAUAUCACCUUGACUUUGAAGGACCCUCACUAUCCUGAUCAUGAUUUGGGAACUUUAUUAUUAUCAGUUCUACUGGCUCCCAAAGAAGAACAGAGGGAAAUGACCAUGCUAAUGAGGAAGAGUUGGAAAAGAUCCAGUAAGUUUCAGCCCCAGAGUUUACGCCUGUCAGACAUGCACAGAAAAUCUCAGCUCUGGAGAGGAAUAGUCAGUGUCACUUUAAUAGAGGGGUGUGAAUUAAAGGCCAUGGAUGCAAAUGGAUUGAGCGAUCCCUAUGUGAAGUUCCGGCUGGGACAUCAGAAGUACAAGAGUAAGAUUGUGCCAAAAACUUUAAAUCCUCAGUGGAGGGAGCAAUUUGACUUUCAUCUCUAUGAAGAGCGAGGUGGAAUUAUUGAUGUUACUGUGUGGGACAAAGAUGCUGGCAAAAGGGAUGAUUUUAUUGGCAGGUGCCAGGUUGACCUGUCGGCUCUGAGUAGAGAACAAACUCACAAGCUGGAGUUGCAUCUGGAAGACGGAGAAGGAUGCUUGGUGCUGCUGGUCACCCUGACAGCAUCAGCUGCAGUCAGUAUUUCUGACCUCUCUGUCAACUCCUUGGAGGAUCAGAAAGAGCGAGAGGAAAUACUGAAGAGAUAUAGCACAAUGAGGAUGUUUCACAACAUGAAGGAUGUAGGAUUUCUACAAGUCAAGGUCAUCAGAGCAGAAGCAUUGAUGGCAGCUGAUGUCACAGGUAAAAGUGACCCAUUUUGUGUAGUUGAGUUGAACAAUGACAGACUGCUGACGCAUACAGUCUACAAGAAUCUCAACCCUGAAUGGAACAAAGUCUUCACAUUCAAUAUUAAAGAUGUCCACUCAGUUCUUGAAGUGACAGUUUAUGACGAAGAUAGAGAUCGGAGUGCUGACUUUCUGGGCAAAGUUGCCAUACCAUUGCUGUCUAUUCAAAAUGGUGAACAGAAAGCCUACGUCUUGAAAAACAAGCAGCUGACAGGGCCAACAAAGGGGGUCAUCUAUCUUGAAAUAGAUGUGAUUUUUAAUGCUGUAAAAGCCGGCAUACGAACAUUAAUGCCCAAAGAACAGAAGUACAUUGAAGAGGAAAACAGACUGUCUAAACAGUUGCUAUUACGGAAUUUCAUCCGCAUGAAGCGUUGUGUCAUGGUGCUCAUAAAUGCUGCCUACUAUGUUAACAGUUGCCUUGACUGGGAUUCACCCCAAAGGAGUCUGGCUGCUUUUAUGCUUUUUCUUUUGGUGGUUUGGAACUUUGAGCUCUACAUGAUACCACUUGCUUUAUUGUUACUAUUGACAUGGAACCACUUCUUGAUCCUGUCAGGGAAAGAUAAUAGGCAACAUGAUACUGUAGUGGAGGACAUGCUAGAGGACGAGGAAGAAGAGGAUGACAGAGAUGACAAGGAUAGUGAAAAAAAAGGAUUUAUGAAUAAACUCUAUGCCAUCCAGGAGGUGUGUAUCAGUGUCCAGAAUGUCCUUGAUGAAGUGGCUUCCUUUGGAGAAAGGAUAAAGAAUACAUUCAACUGGACUGUACCAUUCUUAAGCUGGCUGGCAAUUGUUGCCCUCUGUGUGUUCACAGUCAUCCUGUAUUUCAUUCCACUGAGAUACAUUGUCCUUGUCUGGGGCAUCAAUAAAUUUACUAAGAAACUUCGCAGUCCAUAUGCGAUUGAUAACAAUGAGGUACUUGACUUCCUUUCCAGAGUUCCCUCAGAUGUACAAGUGGUGCAAUAUCAAGAACUAAAACAAGAUCCCAGUCACAGCCCAAAUAAGAGGAAGAGAAACAAUCCUGGCUAGCCAACUUCAUCUACUGAGGAGUCUAACAUCUGCUGAGGCAAGAUAAAAGAAAAAGCCCAUGGCCUAGAAAGCAUUACUUUACUUAAGCUUUUUAUUUAUUUGCUUUUUUAAUCACAAUGGAGAGAAUUUGUAAAUACUGUACAAAGGCAUUUCACUGAAAAUAUAGUAAUACUGUACAGACAAAUUUGAUGAAGCCUUCACAUAUGGGUUAUGCUGUGUGGAAAGCCCGUGACUGAGGACAUAACACAAUAAAAGUACCUAAUGUAAAUUAAGUGGUAGAUGCGUAAUAUCUUUUGAUGGUAGAAGACACGUAAAACUAUUAAAAUUCAAGUCAUGCUGAUUAAAUUUGCCAAAAAUAUAAAUUAGAUUUGAAAAUGUAAGUGCAGUUUUAUUUGAACAUUAAUAUUUUUAACCAACAUAUUUCCAUUACAAUUUUUUGUUUUAUACCGUUCAAUGAAAACAAGAGUAUAAUGGAACUUACUACGUUUAGACCCUCUUAACUUCUGGUUCAGUGUAUUCAGACUGACUCAGGAUGCCUAUAAACUGAUGAGAAAUGCACCAAGUGCAAAUCUCUUAUUGGAGCUCCAUUAAUUGAAGAGAUUCCUGCCUUUAUCAUUCCAUUAUGAGACUUUAAAAUACAUAUAUAAAAAUACUGCCAGAUUUGUAACUGACUGCAUAUCUUACUUUUUAUACGUACCACUAAUAUUAAUUUGUACUAACUAGUUUAGUGAAGGAAGUACAUAGUUCAGUUGUAAAGAAGAUUCUGCCAAACAAAAUCAAUAUUGCUUCAGGUAUUCGACUAUGAACAUCAUUUGUGCACAUACAGUUGUUUAAUGUUAAACUGACAAUGUUUUUCCUUUCUAAUUAAUUACAAGGACAUAUUAAAAUACUUGAUUGCAUACUAUCUUACCUGUUACUAAUGACAUGCAGAGUAGAAGAAAAAUUCAGUGUGAUAAAAGUGAUGCCAGUUCUAUUUCUUUUUUUAAUAGAGACCUACCAUAACGCAUGAAAGUCUAUUUUGUAAAUUAAAUGACACACACAAUUUACAUUUCAAAUGUUUUAACAGCUAUUGUAUAAAUAAUACCUAGGGAUAUAUUCUCAUCUCUCUGCAUGGAGAAUUCUAUACCUAAAGUUACUCCCCACCUAGGUGUGUAAUACACAAUAACUGGAACCCUAAUUGUUAGAUCAAUUAUCAAAAUUCCCUGUAAUAUUACUGGGAGUAUUGACUGAGUAGGAACUGCAAGACUGUAACCACAAGAGAAAUUAUCUGUGCCAUAUGUUGUAGAGCAGCUGGCUUAUGUUGUGAUUGCAAAGAAAGUUGUAUUGCACUACUAUUGCAGUUAAAGUGUGUGCAGGGAAAUGCGUAUAUAUGUGCCUAAAUAAUUAACUGCAUUGCUCAUGAGAACUAAUUUGGAAACUUAGUUUUGUUGUAAAGAUAUGUUGCUAAUUUCAGUGUUUCCUAUAAUAGUUAUUUUGAUCUUUUCUGUUUGUAUAACAUGCCUGAAAAAAUGCCACUCCUAUUACCAUUCUAUGAAAAGGCUUUGACCUAAAUGUGCUUCAGUUAGAUCAUUGUUAUAGGAAUCUAUUUAAAAUGCACCUAUACCCAUCCUUUCACUGUUGGUUGCUGAAGAACAAUACACAAUUAAUGAAAAACUCCUCCAUACUUAAACAUUCUUAUUGAUGGGACUUUUGUUUGAAAUAGCUUUCAAUUUGAUAAACUGUAAAAAAAAUUUUGUCCCCUUAUCCAUUUGUGUGGACUUUCUCUGUUGUACUGAAAGCCUUGUAGUCGGUAUCAUCAGAUGUUGUGCAAUUUCCUAUUCUGCAUUUCUAAUAUUUAGUUCUGUGGUAACGUCUACCUUAUGAACAUUUACAGUAUUGUCCAGCUACACUGGAAAGUGGUUUGAGCUGCUAAUUUCAUUCAUGUGUGAGGUACUCUGAGCCAUUUAAGAAAGUGUGAGUAAUUCCAUAAGCAGAUAGGGAAGGGGCUUCCAUCAAUGUCCCCUCUUUGCUAUUCUUCUGCCCCCUUCAAAUGUGGAUUAAAUGGAGUGUGUGUGUGUGUGUGUGUGUGUGUGUGUGAGAGAGAGAAACUAUGGAGGACCUCUAUGGCUUCUGCUCCUUGGAACAAAUAGCUUUUUAAACUCCUUCACCAACCCAUUGAUUUAUGCAGUAUGCACAGUGGACAGCUGCGCCACAUUUACAUAGGCUAGGACAGUGGUCCCCAAUGUGGUGCCCAUCGGCACCAUGGCGCCUGCUGAGUGAGCAGGGCUGGUACAAGCCAUUCUUGUGCCCCGGGCAUGCGGCGCAUGCGCAGCCCCACCCCCGGGGGGGGGGGGGCGGCAACCCCAAAAGGUUGGGGACCACUGGGCUAGGAUGUCAUCCUUUAAGUUCUGUUUCAUGUUUACUGCCAAAGCCUCCAACCCUGCUGUGGGGAAGAUUACCCCCUUACCCCGCACACUUUACAUUAGCCUAUAUUUUCAGAAUGCACUCAGGGCACUGUAAUAAUUGCUUCUCCCUCCCACCUCAUCAGAUUGGCUAUUUCUCCACUUCUAAGGGAAGGUGCUGCUCGACUGACAUGGACCUAUCGGGUCUGAGAAUCCUCCCUAUCCCCUGGGCAGCAGCAGGUGAGGACAAAUGGGUCAGCCUCCAUCAGCUGACCUGCUCUGUAGCAAAAAGUCACUCUUGAGCUUGCUUGCCCUUAAAAUGCGUGCACCUUUUCCUAUCUAAACAGCCUCCACUGCUUAAUGUACGACAAGAUCAUUAAACAAAAACAUGCUGUCAAGUAUGUUAGAGAUUUGGCAGCAUUUUUGUUUGGUGACCUGUACUCUUGUUUUCUCAUUAAUUUUAUAUGCUGGAAGAAGCAUGGACUAGAGCUGAAUGAAAACUGCAGUACAUUUUUCCAGAUUAAAAUGAAAAGUAGAGAAUUACCACUUAAUAUUUUAAUGCUUCAGUCCAUCACAUGGUGCAAACAAAAUGUACAUAAGCAACACUGAUUAAAGUGCUUCAAGUCCAUGCUUUACCAUGAUAACUUUUUUAAAGCAAGUGCUUCACCAAGAUUUUUUGCUGACUUGCCAGUUUUGCUCUCAGAGGCUAUGUUUACACUACAGCAUUUUUUUUGAGAAACAGACUUUUUUCCAAAAAAAAGUCUUGUGUGCACUAAAAUCGUAUACUGUUGACAAAAAAAUUGAAACAGGGUUUUUUUUCCAACAUUGGUAAACCUCUUUCUAUAAGGAAGAAGCCUUUUUCUGA